Molecule: messenger RNA, 837 nt
Organism: Beta vulgaris subsp. vulgaris (sugar beet)
Lineage: Eukaryota; Viridiplantae; Streptophyta; Magnoliopsida; Caryophyllales; Amaranthaceae
Product: nitrogen regulatory protein P-II homolog
Exons: 8
Coding region: 70-705 (211 amino acids)
Biological process (GO): regulation of nitrogen utilization
Cellular component (GO): cytosol; chloroplast thylakoid
Molecular function (GO): enzyme regulator activity; ATP binding
Source: RefSeq, a predicted model, not a curated record
GGCGGUUUGGCCCUUUGGCCUCUUCACCUUGCUUAAUGCUUUGUUGCUUCUUCUUGUUGAGAAGCAAGAAUGGAAACUGCUCUACAUCUUGUUGGGGCAAGCCUUAGUGUAAGCCCUGCACCAUUCCGUCAUUCUCUCUCCUACACCCGCAAUUGCAAAUGCAAUUAUAUUUCUCAAUUUCAAAUUCGCCAUAAAUUUACAGACUUUCAGCCAUUUCACCUCAAUGUCAGCUUCAAUUUUCCUCCUAAGUUGCGCACUUUGCCUCAAAUCAAAGCUCAGACCACUUCAGUAGAGUAUCAGUAUGUCCCAGACACCCAGUUUUACAAAGUGGAGGCCAUCCUCAGACCUUGGAGAAUCCAAAAGGUUUCUGCGGCUUUGCUGAAAAUGGGCAUUCGUGGUGUCACGGUCUCUGAUGUUCGAGGUUUCGGAGCUCAAGGUGGAUCUGCAGAAAGGCAUGCUGGAUCUGAAUUUGAAGAGGAUAAGUUUGUGGCCAAAGUUAAGAUGGAAAUUGUUAUAAGCAAAGAUCAGGUUGAUGCUGUAAUUGACCUGAUUAUCCAGGAAGCAAGGACUGGUGAAAUUGGCGACGGUAAAAUUUUCGUGCUGCCAGUUUCCGACAUCAUAAGAGUGCGCACAGGUGAGCGGGGAGAACAAGCAGAGAGGAUGUCUGGAGGACGACAUGACAUGUCUAACAAGAGCAAUGUCUAGAAAAAUUGGAGCUUUUGGCAAAAGCAAAACAUUGAGGAACCCCUGGAUUUGUAACUCUUUGUCUGGUUCUUCUUGACAUGUUACUGAUUAAGUUUGCAAUCAAGAAACUUUGAAAGUCAUUUCCCUCUUUUA